GAAAAUUAGAAUUAACUAUGGAGCCUGAAGAGUCAAAACAAAUAGGACACGAUAGCAUCCAGAUUAUUUUAGGAGAGCCUGAACAUGCACAGACUUGUGCUGAAUUUGCAGCUAAGAAGGGACUGGAACUAGAGAACUACUUAGUAGACACAACUUCAAUAGCAGCAGCCAUAGAUCGUCUAGUCUCUAAUCAGGAAGAAGUUGAUGGCUAUAAACCCUACGGCUGGUAUCUUGUAGCUAUUGAUGACACCAAGACUCUUUUAGGAUGUAUGAUGGUCACCAGAGAGAUUAAUCCUACUGUCGGAGGACUUAUUUACAUGAUGCACAGUAUUUAUGUACUGAAGGAGCACCGAAAGAAGGGGAUUUUUAAAUAAAAUGUUUACUAAAGUACAAGAAAUGGCAAACAAAGAUCCCCUGUGCAAAGGAAUGAGACUUUAUGUCAGAAAUGAUAAUGAAACAGGUCAAAAAGUCUACCUGAAAUUAGGAAUGAAGCUCAUGGAUUACUCUGUUAAUGAAAGAGAAAUUUUGGAUUAA
Molecule: messenger RNA, 534 nt
Organism: Moneuplotes crassus
Lineage: Eukaryota; Ciliophora; Spirotrichea; Euplotida; Euplotidae
Source: the annotation of a GenBank genome assembly